AUGACGUCCUAUUACAUUCCUAUCGUGGCUGUGACCACCAUCAUCCUGGCGGCUUCGCUGUUGGACUUAACUCUACUCGGGUUGGAGGAAGGCGUGGACCCCGCUUCAAGGGGCCUUCUGCGUCUCCGUCGGGAAGCUAUUGGAGAUGAAGCCCGAAAGAACGCAGUCACCGAGAGCACCGAAAAAGGUCCUUUGGGGAAGCCGGGUUCUUCUCCCCGCCGACGACGCCAGACGCGUGGUACCUCGUGGCCUCCCCGCGGGCUGAGCUGCUCGGCCAUCAACGCAUCAACGAUCCAGGUGCUGUGGUCGCCUCCGAAUCCCGCCGAUGUCAUGGGAAAUGUGCUCGGCUACCGGGUGCUUUACGGCCCUGCGCAGGAGUUUCACGAGGAAUCCUGCACGUUCCUGCUGGUCUCCCAGUCCACCGCCGUCCACCUGAAGGGCCUGACAAACGACACCCACUACAACAUCCAAGUUAUGGCCUACACCAACUCCGCCGUGGGCAGCGCUUCCCCGCCUGUUGUCUGCCACACCCCUCCGCUGAUCCCAGCGACUGCCUCCAGCGCAUCCGCGACGAUUUCUGCAUAAACAGCAGAACCGAAUUUCUCUCGUUUGGCACAUGGUAUGCUGCAGGCAAGACUCCGCGGAUAUUGUUGUUAGCAGACAGUUGCGUUAUUUGUUAAUAUUUAUUAGGUAUAC
This is a messenger RNA of Penaeus indicus, 696 nucleotides long. RefSeq names its product cell adhesion molecule Dscam2-like. The transcript is spliced from 5 exons. The record is from RefSeq and is a predicted model, not a curated record. NCBI's taxonomy places the organism in Eukaryota, Metazoa, Arthropoda, Malacostraca, Decapoda, Penaeidae. Bases 1 to 585 code for a protein of 194 amino acids. Gene Ontology annotation, biological process: cell-cell adhesion. Gene Ontology annotation, molecular function: protein binding.